AUGGACGAUAACGACAAUCAAGAAAAGCAUCACGGCGAGCAACAGGCAGUAUCAAACACCCAACACGAUAUUGAAUAUCUCUACCUCACCUUCGAAACCCCAUUACCAACUCCACUGGGUAUCUCGUCUCCACGACCCGAUCAGAACCCCCCGCCACCAUGUCCCGAUCUCACCAAGUAUACUUCGCCCUUCCUCUGGUCUGAGUCGAGAAAGACAGUCACCACUAUGGUCUCCUGCUGUGUGACGGCGUUGUCGGCCUAUGCGGCGGGGGAGUAUACGUCUCCUUCUAGUGAAUUGACGGCCAAGUGGAAUGUGAGUAAGGUUGUUUAUAAUCUGGGGAUUACGCUGUUUACUUUUGGGUUCGGUAUUGCGCCUAUGGUUCUUGCGCCUUUUUCGGAAAUUAAUGGGAGGAGGCCGAUUUUUGUUAUGAGUGGGUUGGUUUUUACUGUAUGCUUGAUUGGAUGCGGUGCUACCGAGUCAUUUGGGGGAAUGCUGGUGGCUAGAUUUUUCCUGGGUAUCGGUGGAUCAACCUUUUCUACCAUGGUAGGCGGGGUUAUCAGUGACAUCUACAACGCUCAAGACCGCAAUGGCCCCAUGUCGUGCUUUUCAGGAGCUGCGCUCUUUGGAACCGGGCUGGGCCCGCUCGUUUCGGGGUUCAUUGCAGAUCGGGUCAGCUGGCGAUGGAUUUACUACUCCCAGGCCAUCGUCUCCGCCGCCUUUAUCGUCUUGCUUUUCGUCUUCCUCAAAGAAACCCGGGGCAGUGUGUUGUUGAGUCAAAAGGCCAAGGCCCUCAAUCGCUACUAUGAAAGGUUGGAAGAGGCAGGCUAUCACAGUGUGGUGUUUAGCUCAGAUGACUCGAUGGAAAAAUCGCAGGUGCAACGUAUUCGGUGGAAAGUCAAAAGCGAUGAAGAGCGGGAGACUUUGUUCAGGAUGAUCACCAUCUCCUGCUACAGACCCUUCCACCUUUUGUUUACCGAGCCGGUGGUGUUUUUCUUCUCGCUCUGGGUUGCGUUCAGCUGGGCUGUUCUGUAUAUGAAUUUCAGUGCUCUUCCUCUCGUCUUCUCAACAAACCAUGGCUUCAGCGUUGAACAAUGUGGGGCUGUUUUUUCGGCAGUUUCGAUAGGUGCGCUGCUUGCCACUAUCAUGAGCAUUUAUCAGGAGAAGCUUGCUCUUCGGUUUGGCAAGAUGUCGAGUACUCCAGAGGGUCGGCUCUAUUUCACCUGCAUCGAAUCCGUUCUGAUGCCAAUUGGUCUGUUUUGGUUUGGAUGGACGUCGUUCCCAUCUGUCCCUUGGAUUGUACCCACGCUUGCCAUUGCAUGUGCGACAAUGGGGAUCUUUUCCAUCUAUCUGGCCACCUUCAACUAUCUUGCAGACACUUACCAUAGAUACGCCAGCUCAGCGAUUGCUGCACAAUCUUUCUGUCGAAACGUUCUAGCAGGUAUAUUCCCAUUGGUGACAAAUGCCAUGUAUACGAACCUGGGGUAUCCGGAAGCCUCCAGUCUGUUGGGCGGAAUUAUAAUGUCCUUGUAA
This is a messenger RNA of Aspergillus wentii DTO 134E9, 1530 nucleotides long. RefSeq lists its product as uncharacterized. Bases 1 to 1530 code for a protein of 509 amino acids. The transcript has 6 exons. Gene Ontology annotation, biological process: transmembrane transport. NCBI's taxonomy places the organism in Eukaryota, Fungi, Ascomycota, Eurotiomycetes, Eurotiales, Aspergillaceae. Gene Ontology annotation, molecular function: transmembrane transporter activity. The record is from RefSeq and is a predicted model, not a curated record.